This is a messenger RNA of Calliphora vicina (urban bluebottle blowfly), 1044 nucleotides long. RefSeq names its product tetraspanin 2A (gene Tsp2A). Lineage: Eukaryota; Metazoa; Arthropoda; Insecta; Diptera; Calliphoridae. The record is from RefSeq and is a predicted model, not a curated record. Gene Ontology annotation, cellular component: plasma membrane. The transcript has a single exon. Bases 25 to 744 code for a protein of 239 amino acids.
CUCUUGAUUACCAAACAAUAAAAAAUGGCUGCCGAAAACACUUUGGAAAAGCAAAUAGGUUGUGUUAAAUACACUCUAUUCUGUUUCAACAUUGUAGCCUGGAUGAUAGCUACCUCUUUGUUUGCCCUCACCGUGUGGCUAAGAGCUGAACCCGGUUUCAAUGAAUGGCUGCGCAUUCUGGAGGCCCAAUCUUUCUACAUAGGCGUUUAUAUUUUAAUAGCCAUCAGCAUUAUCUUAAUGGCUGUUUCAUUUUUGGGCUGCCUAAGUGCUCUUAUGGAAAAUACCCUGGCUCUGUUUGUGUUUAUAGGCACCCAGAUAUUUGGCUUUAUAGCCUCUACUAUAGGCGCUGCUUUAUUGCUGCAAUACAGCACAGUACAUUCUAGUCUACAACCUUUACUAUUGACCAGCAUUAACCGUUUUGUUAGUACCUCGGAAUAUUCCUAUUCCUCCUAUGUACUCAAUAUGAUACAAGAAAAUAUUGGUUGUUGUGGUGCUACCGGACCCUGGGACUAUUUGGAUUUACGUCAACCUUUGCCCACCUCCUGUCGCGACACUGUCAGCGGUAAUGCCUUUUUCAUUGGUUGUGUUGAUGCCCUGACCUGGUUCUUUGAGGCUAAAACAUCUUGGAUUGUGGCCUUAGCUUUGGCUUUGGGCUUGCUUAAUGUUAUAUGCGGUGUUAUGAGUUUGGUUUUAGUACAAGCUGUUAAGAAGGAGGAGGAUGAAGCUCGAGCCUAUAGGCAUUAAUUAGAGAGCAGUACAAAUAAGCUCUCUUCAGUUUUUAAUUACAUACACAUUAAGUUUAAGCCGUUUAUACAUACAUUUUCAAAACUUGCAUACAAAAACAAAACAAAAAUAACAUAAAAUGCCGAAUGAACUUCUUUAUACAACAUCCAUCAUUAUACUUUAGUUUUGUAUUUAAUGAUAAUGAAGUAUUUUAUACAAUUAUUUAAUUAAGUUUUAAAGAACAUCCUUUUUUUUGAAUAAAAAUAAAGAAAAUAUUUUGAAAUUCUUCUAGGAAUAUGGAAGAAUUUCAAAAACGAAAAA